GCUUGGUUUGUGUGUGUCAUUUUUUAGUAUCAGCAGCAGCAGCAGCAAUACUGCAUUGCAUUGAGAAAUCGGUUUUUGGGUUUGGCCGGAUUUUUAAGUUUGUUUUUUCAUCUUUAUUUUCUGUUCGAAAAUACAUUUUAUCUCACACAAAAAAGCGUAUUUCGACGAAUAAAUCAUCGUUAAUUUUGUAAGAGUGAAAUAGAAUUGUUGUGUGUGUGAGAAAUAUUGAUAUACAUCGACAAAUACAAUUAAUUUAAAGCCAAUUUACUGGUUCGGUGUUUUCUAUCGCAGAGGAGAAACUUUUUUUUCCUGCAAACGCACAAUCAUGAUCUUGUUAGAAAUAAACAAUCGAAUUGUCGAAGAGACAUUGCUAGUGAAAUUCAAAAAUGCACUGGCCAAAAACAAGCCCGACUCUAUUGAUAUCACAAUCGCCGAUUUUGAUGGUGUUCUAUUCCAUAUUUCAAAUGUAAAUAAUGAUAAAACAAAAGUUCGGGUUAGCAUAUCGCUGCAAUUUUACAAAGAACUUCAGCAGCACGGUGCCGACGAACUGCUACGACGAGAGUAUGGAAAUCUAUUGACAGAUGUCGAAGAUGGUUACAAUGUUUCAGUGUUGGUUGAUUUAGAGAACAUCCCAUCGGAUUGGGAGCAGGUUGCUCACAAAGUAGGUCUUUUGAAGCGCAAUUGCUUUGCGUCGGUUUUUGAAAAAUACUUUGACUUCCAAGAGAAAGGCGAAAGUGGUAACAAACGGGCUGUCAUCAACUAUCGAAAGGAUGAAACACUGUAUGUUGAAGCGCAAGCUGAUCGAGUGACUGUUGUAUUCAGUACAAUUUUCCGUGAUGAAGAUGAUGUGGUGCUGGGCAAAGUAUUUAUGCAAGAGUUGAAAGAGGGUCGAAGAGCCUCACACACAGCGCCACAAGUUUUGUUUUCACAUCGAGAACCGCCCUUGGAAUUGGCCAAUACGGAUGCACGCGUCGGUGACAACAUUGGCUAUGUAACUUUUGUACUUUUUCCACGACAUACGAAUAAGAACACACGUGACAACACAAUUAAUUUGAUUCAUAUGUUCCGUGAUUAUCUUCAUUAUCACAUUAAGUGUUCGAAAGCCUAUAUGCAUUCGCGAAUGCGCGCCAAAACGAAUGAGUUCUUAAAAGUAUUGAAUCGAGCCCGGCCUGAAACCAAACAACAAGAAAAGAAGACAAUAACCGGCAGAACAUUCAUUCGGAAGGAGUGAUUCCGGCGCGUUGCAAUUGUAAAAUGUUGAUUUAUUUUUUACUUUAUUUCAAACUCAAGUUUGUUUUGAUUUUUCUAUGUUCAAUAACUAGUGUCAAGUUUAUAAACAAGUAACUAAAAAAAAGAGAGAAAAAAACUACCUAGAGAAAUGAUUGGCAAAAUUGCAUAGGAUGAACGGCAAAUGCCUCGUAUAUUAUCAUUAAAAUGAAAGUCACAGCGAUUGGAGUAAGAUAUCUACAAACAAAAUUUCAAUUCGAUUCGAAUAAAAUUCUUUUUUUUCUAAUUUAAAAUAAAUGCUUUGAUUCGCCACAAACAAAAAACCAUUGAAAAAAAA
This is a messenger RNA of Contarinia nasturtii (swede midge), 1564 nucleotides long. RefSeq names its product actin-related protein 2/3 complex subunit 2 (gene Arpc2). Gene Ontology annotation, cellular component: actin cytoskeleton; Arp2/3 protein complex. The coding region runs from base 326 to 1231 and encodes 301 amino acids. The record is from RefSeq and is a predicted model, not a curated record. The transcript has 8 exons. Gene Ontology annotation, molecular function: structural constituent of cytoskeleton; actin filament binding. NCBI's taxonomy places the organism in Eukaryota, Metazoa, Arthropoda, Insecta, Diptera, Cecidomyiidae. Gene Ontology annotation, biological process: Arp2/3 complex-mediated actin nucleation; actin filament polymerization.